CGCGGCGGGGCGGCGCGGGAACCGGGCCCCGGGGGGAGUCGGCCGGGCUGCUGCUGCUACUGCUCCAGGUGCUGCCGCCCGGGGCUACGGCAGGGCCGGGACGCCGGAGCACGCGGGGCGCCGGCGGCGGCGGCGUCUGCUGGCCCGGCGCGGCCCCAGCCUUUCCCCGGGACGCGCGGCUGCUGCUGCUCCUGCCGCCGCUGCCGCCACUGUCGCCGCCGCCGCCGAGCUCCGCGCCCGCAGCCUCCGCCUCCCGGAUGGAGGCUCUGCCCCGCGGCGGGCUGAACCUGAAGGAGGAGCCGCUGCUGCCCGCCGGCCUGGGCUCAGUGCGCUCCUGGAUGCAGGGCGCGGGCAUCCUGGACGCCAGCACCGCGGCGCAGAGUGGCGUGGGUCUGGCACGAGCACAUUUUGAGAAGCAGCCUCCCUCCAACCUCAGGAAAUCCAACUUCUUCCACUUCGUGCUGGCCAUGUACGACCGGCAGGGGCAGCCCGUGGAGGUGGAGCGCACAGCCUUCAUCGACUUUGUGGAAAAGGACCGAGAGCCCGGGGCGGAAAAGACUAACAAUGGGAUCCACUACCGCCUCCGACUGGUGUAUAACAAUGGACUUCGGACGGAGCAAGACCUCUAUGUGCGUCUCAUCGACUCCAUGUCCAAGCAGGCUAUCAUCUAUGAGGGGCAGGACAAGAACCCCGAAAUGUGCCGAGUGCUGCUCACCCAUGAGAUCAUGUGCAGCCGGUGCUGUGACCGGAAGAGCUGUGGCAACCGGAAUGAGACGCCCUCAGACCCCGUCAUCAUUGACAGGUUCUUCCUCAAGUUCUUCCUCAAAUGCAACCAGAACUGCCUGAAGAAUGCGGGGAAUCCCCGAGACAUGCGCCGCUUCCAGGUGGUGGUGUCCACGACGGUGAGCGUGGACGGACACGUGCUGGCCGUGUCUGACAACAUGUUUGUGCACAACAACUCCAAGCAUGGCCGCAGGGCGCGCCGCCUGGACCCCUCCGAAGCUGCCACCCCCUGCAUCAAGGCCAUCAGCCCCGGGGAGGGCUGGACCACGGGCGGCGCCACCGUCAUUGUCAUCGGCGACAACUUCUUCGACGGGUUGCAGGUCGUGUUCGGAAACGUGCUCGUGUGGAGCGAGCUCAUCACGCCCCACGCCAUCCGGGUGCAGACGCCCCCGCGGCACAUCCCCGGGGUGGUGGAGGUGACCCUCUCCUACAAGUCCAAGCAGUUUUGCAAGGGAGCACCCGGCCGCUUUGUCUACACAGCUCUGAACGAGCCCACCAUUGACUACGGAUUCCAGAGGCUACAGAAAGUCAUUCCCAGACACCCCGGAGACCCCGAGAGGCUGCCCAAGGAAGUGCUGCUGAAGCGGGCGGCCGACUUGGCAGAGGCCCUGUACGGAGUGCCCGGCAGUAACCAGGAGCUCCUCCUGAAGCGCGCGGCGGACGUGGCCGAGGCUCUGUACAGCACCCCCCGCGCACCCGGGCCGCUCGGACCCCUGGCCCCAAGCCACCCGCACCCCGCCGUCGUGGGCAUCAAUGCCUUCAGCAGCCCGCUGGCCAUCGCCGUCGGGGACGCCACCCCGGGGCCCGAGCCGGGCUACGCGCGCAGCUGCAGCAGCGCGUCUCCCCGCGGGUUCGCGCCCAGCCCCGGCUCGCAGCAGAGCGGCUACGGCAGCGGCCUCGGAGCUGGCCUGGGUGGCUACGGAGCGCCAGGAGUGGCCGGCCUCGGCGUGCCUGGGUCCCCCAGCUUCCUCAAUGGCUCCACCGCCACCUCACCCUUCGCCAUCAUGCCCUCUAGCCCCCCGCUGGCGGCUGCCUCCUCCAUGUCCCUCCCGGCCGCUGCCCCCACCACCAGCGUCUUCUCCUUCUCGCCUGUCAACAUGAUCUCCGCCGUCAAACAGAGGAGCGCCUUCGCCCCCGUGCUGCGCCCCCCGAGCUCCCCACCCCAGGCCUGCCCCAGAGCCCACGGAGAGGGGCUUCCAGACCAGUCUUUUGAGGAUUCUGACAAGUUCCACUCUCCAGCCCGGGGGCUUCAGGGCCUGGCAUACUCGUAAUUACGGUCUGCAGCUGUUGUUCCCAUGGAGCCCGGACUGGAGGUCCCUCUGGGAUUCACAGCCACACCCUGGAUGGUGGCACAGACAGAUGCAGGGCCGGGGCCAUGGGCAGACCUCAGCCCAUGAGUGGAACGGGGAGGGGCCUUCACCCCAUGCUCAAGCCUCCCACUAGGAGCCCCACAGGCUUCUCUCGCCUCCCUGUCUUGGGGUGGUCAGAAGCCCCAGCACUGUGCAGAUCCUCUUGGCAGGAGAGCAUCCCAGGGAGGUGCUGGGAUUCUGGGCCUCGCUGUCUGGGUCUUGGUUCCUCUGAAAGAGAUGGAUCUUGUGCAGACUAGGGAUGUCGGGUGAGGGGAGCAUGGGAUGGGGACUGUGGGAAAAAGGACAGCUCAGGGAGAAGUGACCUGGAAAGGUCCUGUUUGCAUCUGACCCAUCUCAACUGGCCCAACAUCCCAACUUCUGUGCAGCGAAAGGGCGGCGCCCCGAAGCCUGGGGAGGCCUGCCCAGGCUCCCAUGGAGCUUCCAACAGCUGCUUCGCCCCGCAGCUGCCCCCACUUCCUUUGAGACCUGCACUCUCAUGCUUGCCGCAUCAUGCCUCCCUGUGGGGGCUUUGGGCAUGGAGGAGGCAGAAGACGGGGUGCCAGGCCUCCUGUAUUUGGAUGUCUCAUGGAUUCUGGCCCACACACUCACAAUGACUCUGGCUGGCCCCAUGCAGUGGGCCCAGCUGCCCCCCAGGUGGCCUCACAUUCUGCUCUGCUAAGUUUGGAGAAAACAGAACAAUAAACCAGAUGCAGGUGGCGCCCGCCCGGCCUCUCACCUGCCUCCUUGGUGUGA
Messenger RNA from Macaca mulatta (Rhesus monkey), 2885 nucleotides. It is a transcript of the gene EBF4, whose product is annotated as EBF family member 4. Gene Ontology annotation, molecular function: DNA-binding transcription factor activity; DNA binding. Gene Ontology annotation, biological process: regulation of DNA-templated transcription. NCBI's taxonomy places the organism in Eukaryota, Metazoa, Chordata, Mammalia, Primates, Cercopithecidae. The record is from RefSeq and is a predicted model, not a curated record.